AUGUGCAUUACUGUAUGUCUUUUCGAAGGACUGGACGACCUGUUGUCCUUGGAUCCCCUCUUGGACCCUGGAUCUAGUGUUCCCGCCCUUCAGUUGAGCCAACCUUCGAAGACAGAUCCCUCUGGCCUGCCCUCUGGCCUGAAACCAGCCCCCGCGAACGUUGUUGUCCGACCGCUGGCGGCAAAGACUACAGAAAAGAAGAACCCGCUGGAUCAGUUGGACUCCACUCUGGCGAAUUUAGCUUCCAGUCUGGGUAGCAGUACUCCAGACUGGGGUACAACCUCCAAGGUAGGCACUACUGUCUUCGAGUCUGCGUGA
This is a messenger RNA of Dibothriocephalus latus, 318 nucleotides long. Lineage: Eukaryota; Metazoa; Platyhelminthes; Cestoda; Diphyllobothriidea; Diphyllobothriidae. The record is from the annotation of a GenBank genome assembly.